GAGGGUGAGAUGUGCAUUGGUGCUGGGCAUCGGGAAUAAAACUUGUUGCCGAGAAGGACAUUUUGGAGACUUUGUUGACUGGAAGAGGGGUCUCUGGGAUUCCCACUCCUAGAUCUUUGUUGAAGAUUGGAAAAGAAUUGAAUUAGGGCCAUGGGGACACAGAAGGUCACAGCGCCUCUGAUCUUUGCCAUCUCCAUUGCUACAAUAGGCUCUUUCCAGUUUGGCUACAACACCGGAGUCAUCAAUGCUCCUGAGAUGAUCAUAAAGGACUUUCUCAAUUAUACCCUGGAGGGGAGGUUGGAAGACCCUCCCAGUGAGGUGUUACUCACUUCGCUCUGGUCCUUGUCUGUGGCUAUCUUCUCCGUUGGUGGUAUGAUUGGCUCCUUCUCCGUUGGACUCUUUGUCAACCGCUUUGGCAGGCGCAAUUCAAUGCUCAUUGUCAACCUCUUGGCUGUCGCUGGUGGCUGCCUUAUGGGGUUCUGCAAAAUAGCCGAGUCAGUUGAAAUGCUGAUCCUGGGCCGGUUGGUUAUUGGCCUCUUCUGCGGCCUCUGCACAGGUUUUGUGCCCAUGUACAUUGGAGAGGUCUCUCCCACUGACCUACGGGGGGCCUUUGGCACUCUCAACCAGCUGGGCAUCGUCAUCGGGAUCCUGGUGGCUCAGGUACUCUAGAACUCAUACUUAAUUCUUGUUAGUUUCUUGGCUCAGUAAAUAAGUUAACAACAUAGAUAAAGCUCUCAGGAAUAUCUGACGUAUGUUCAACUAUAUGUAAGUUUCAGGUAUUAUUAUUACUAUAGCGCACAGGUGGCUAAAGAAGCAGGCAGGGUAGGGCGCCUGGGUGGCUCAGUCGUU
Leptonychotes weddellii (Weddell seal) is the source of this 849-nucleotide messenger RNA. Lineage: Eukaryota; Metazoa; Chordata; Mammalia; Carnivora; Phocidae. The record is from RefSeq and is a predicted model, not a curated record.